GAUUUUGCAAAAGUGAAAUAAACUUUAUGAAAACAUUUGUAAAACAUUGUAAAAUACUGUGUGAUAUAUAGCCAAUUUAAGGGUCCAAUUGAUAUCGCUCGAAUUGCUGGCCACACGAUGAUGGAGUACAAUCCAAAAACUGCACAUCGGCAUAGUUUAAACCGGGAACUAACCUGCGUCGAAUAUCCCGGCGUUGUAGUAAACGACGAUCGGAUGUUGGAUACGCUUGGAGGGUUGCGGGAAAUAAGUGCGACAUUCGAGCACGGGAAAAGACGCCUUGAACUUCGAUUCCGGCCUGAAUGUAUGUACGCUAAGCCGGUGUACGGUGACCCGGCAGCUGCAACUGCGGUGGCCCUCAAGUUAGUGGUUCGACGCAGAAAAUCCAACCCAGAACAUGCCGAAGUGAAAUCGGUUCACAUCGCAGGGACGGUUCAAAAGAUCUACAAAUUUGGUGCUAUGUGCGAUUUUCAGCAACUUCCAGCAUUCCGCUCUCGCGACACGGGCAAAGCCGAAUGUCUAUAUGACGAGUUGGUUCCGAAAGGCGCCGACCUCUCCUACUACACGGACAAGCCUUCGCAAUUGGAAUACUUUCUUCCUCCGUCAUCCUUCAGCCGUAACGACAUCGUCAACAAGUUGGUGCUGCGUGAGAGUAAAAUUACGAACCCACAAUCUGCUAAUGCACGGCCCGGCAAAUCGCGACAAAAGCACGGUCUCUACCAUUCAUUCUCUAUGCACAAUCCCAUACCUACGGAACCGUCGAAACUGUGUCAGGAAAUGCUAGAGACAAGGCUAAUCGCCAAACAAGAGCUUGAGAUACUUCGUCAGGCAUUUGAAACGCGACCCAUAUGGACGAAGCACGCACUGAGGAACGUUAUACAGUUACAAGUAAAAAACGAUAUGAUGGGCGUGCUGCUACCGGCAGUUGCGUUCUUUUACGUAAAUGGACCCUGGAGGUCGACGUGGGUACGUUUCGGGUACGAUCCGCGGAAAGACUUCGAGGCAAGAAUGUUCCAAAUGCUGGACUUUCGUGUUCGCGCCUUUGAUGCAAUGCACGAGACUAUUAAGGUCAAACGUGUGGCCACUGUUAAGGCCAACAAGUUGCACCAUCGGUUUGGAACUGCUCCACAGGAUCAACUCACACGAAACGUGGACAGCAGCGUGUUCGACGAAGACACCAUUCCGCCCUGUCGCAUCGUGUUCUACCAGUACUGUGACAUUCACCUGAAGAAAAUCAAGGAAAUGCUAAGCAAAGUCCCAACCCCUAUGGGUGGCACGGUAUGUGACGAACGGAACGGUUGGUUACCGAAUCGUUUCGACGAGCAAUGUCGUAAUAUUAUGUCCGAGAUAGUUGCAAAUAAUAUUCGCAAGCGGAACCAGGCGGGUGGUAAUAUUGAAACCGAUGUUUCCUUUAGCGAGGAAGGUGACACUACAACCGAGUUUGAAGGUAAUGAGCAAGAUUCAGGUUCGGAAGGAGUUCCCUAUUCGAGCGAAGAAGAGUACACUGAAUAAAAAUGAAUUACUUGCAGAAUGCGCAUUGAAAGUUUUAAUUUAGA
Anopheles coustani is the source of this 1553-nucleotide messenger RNA. It is a transcript of the gene l(2)37Cd, whose product is annotated as general transcription factor 3C polypeptide 5. The transcript is spliced from 2 exons. The record is from RefSeq and is a predicted model, not a curated record. The coding region runs from base 118 to 1509 and encodes 463 amino acids. NCBI's taxonomy places the organism in Eukaryota, Metazoa, Arthropoda, Insecta, Diptera, Culicidae. Gene Ontology annotation, cellular component: transcription factor TFIIIC complex. Gene Ontology annotation, biological process: transcription initiation at RNA polymerase III promoter.